GUGGUUUCAUCAGGGUGACAUGGCCUCAGCUCCAGCACAGCAGCCCACCCUGACUGUGGAGCAGACAAGAGUGGUGCUGAGUGAGGUGAUCCAGGCCUUCUCGGUUCCAGAGAACGCAGCGAGGAUGGAUGAGGCGCGAGAAAGUGCCUGCAACGAUAUGGGCAAGAUGCUACAGCUUGUGCUGCCAGUGGCCACUCAGAUUCAACAAGAGGUCAUCAAAGCUUAUGGCUUCAACAACGAAGGAGAGGGUGUCCUUAAAUUUGCCAGACUGGUGAAGAUGUAUGAAACCCAGGACCCUGAAAUCGCCACCAUGUCAGUUAAACUGAAGUCUCUCCUCCUACCACCGCUCUCAACACCACCUAUAGGGGGCGCCAUCCCAGCUUCAUAGGAGUUAUUUACUACAAAUUGUUUGCAAGGUUAAUUUUGUGUCAUUCUUUGGGAAUCUACAUGACCAUACUGUAUUUUCAGGAUCCUGUCUACAGUCUAUCUGCCUUCAUGUGACACUAAGUAAAAUUUACAAUUUCAUGCAUUAAUGUUCUAUCAUGAUGAAAUUCACACUAUAUAUCUACAUUGUGGUUUAAUUUCCUCACAAAAGUGUUAAAUUAUUGCUUUUAGAAUGUUUUCAUUUGUUACUUGUUACACUUAUAACAUUUUGUUGUGUUAUUGAACUGUAAACAUUUCCUUUUGAUGCCAUCUUUUAUACCAUUUUAUAUGCUGUCAAGUGUUAUUAAAUGCUGUUUUUUCGUUAUGUAUUAAAAAUAAAGCUUUUCUGUGACGCUGUGUGGUGUUAAUGGAGAAAAAGUGAGAAACAAUAACUUCCAUAUACAUAACUUUAUUAUUGCAAUAAGGCUUUGGCAAGAACUUCAUAUGUUUACAUGUUUUUAAAAAUACUUAAUGCUUAUACACAUACAUAUGUACACAGACACACACAUCUCUUCAAAGGCAACUUCCUGUAUACAGUCUGGUUAAAACACUAUUCCAACAUAAAAUCUGAUUUCAUGUCAGCUCUUUUCUUCUGUGGGAUGUUUUAUGUUUGAGUGCAUGCAGACGUGAUGACAUCAUGUCAUGAGAUUGGUCAAAAUAGAUUAACUUAAAGUGUCCCAUAUUCUGAAAUCCUCUACUUAAAAUACAACCGUUUUCAUUAAUUAUAAAGUGCUCUUUUUUGUAAAUUUUCUUUUUUAAAAGGCAAACAGUGCAAAACCAGUGCACCCAGCACCCAGUAAACAGUAAACAAAAGUGAAGUUGAGCAGGAGUAUUUUCUGAUUUUAAAAUCUAUUUGUGUCUUUUUGUGCAGAAUCACCUGACAGCUAUUCUGAUCCAGUGUUGUUUCCAUGUAUGUAG
This is a messenger RNA of Scomber japonicus (chub mackerel), 1341 nucleotides long. RefSeq names its product gene rich cluster, C10 gene (gene grcc10). The record is from RefSeq and is a predicted model, not a curated record. Lineage: Eukaryota; Metazoa; Chordata; Actinopteri; Scombriformes; Scombridae. Gene Ontology annotation, biological process: post-embryonic development. The transcript has 4 exons. Bases 20 to 388 code for a protein of 122 amino acids.